Messenger RNA from Phaeodactylum tricornutum CCAP 1055/1, 1609 nucleotides. RefSeq lists its product with no specific name. Gene Ontology annotation, biological process: mitotic cell cycle phase transition; regulation of cyclin-dependent protein serine/threonine kinase activity. Gene Ontology annotation, molecular function: cyclin-dependent protein serine/threonine kinase regulator activity. The transcript has 3 exons. The record is from RefSeq and is a predicted model, not a curated record. NCBI's taxonomy places the organism in Eukaryota, Bacillariophyta, Bacillariophyceae, Surirellales, Neidiaceae. Gene Ontology annotation, cellular component: cytoplasm; nucleus; cyclin-dependent protein kinase holoenzyme complex. Bases 1 to 1482 code for a protein of 493 amino acids.
AUGACUGGGCCCUGGGAGAUUAAUUUUGGCGAAGACCAUAAUUCGUUCUUGGCCGCUUCCGUCGAUGAAAUUUCUGGACGCGCCAAGUUAGGCAAAUCAAAUAAAUCGCAGCACCAAAAGAACUCCCAUAUCUUUUCUGCCGUGAGUUUUUUGCGUAGAGCAGUGGAGUUUGCGCCAGGCGCACCAUCAAAUUUUGUGAGAGCACGGUCACAGACCAACUCUCCGCUACCAGAGAGACUUUUCUUCUCACACAGCCAGCAUCCAAUUCCGCUCACAACUCGGCCGCCUGGGGAGUUAUGGCAGAUUGUUCCGUACGGCAUACAAGUCUCCAUCUUUUGCCGUAUACGGGGAAAUACGACAACAGGGUCGACCAUGAUGCUCAAGCUUACAAUGAACCCGCGUAGAAGAUCCAAGAGGCAUCGAUCGAUCCCCCACCGACUGCGUUUGCCCACCAACCCCACAGCAAUGGAGACCGGUGAUGAUGAGGAAGAUCGGGAAAAGGACAUGCUGGCAGAAAAUAUCGGUGUGAUAAUUAAACAAGAGGGUGCAGCCAAAUACAGCUGCGUUGACUAUUUGAGUCUAACUGUUUGGCAACAAAGUGUGUAUCAGUUGAUGAAGAAAUCCAAGGCGGAUCCCAUAACCCACCAUGCUAACACAAUGAUCGAUGAAUACUGCCGCGAGCAAAUUGUUGAGUGGUCAUUUCGGGUCGUUGAUUACUUUCGCAUAGACCGUGAAGUGGUAGCGCUUUCAAUGUCCUUUUUGGAUCGAUUUCUGGCGACUUGCCGAUGCGAUCGGACCAGUUUCAAAUUGGCGGCAACAACAACAUUGCACUUGGCUGUUAAACUCUUGUAUCCAUGCAAACUAGCCGAUUUGGGUAUCUUGAGUGAUCUCAGCCGAGGCGAGUUCGACAUGCACGACGUGACCGAAAUGGAAAGCCAUAUCCUUCACGCACUUGAGUGGAACCUGCAUCCGCCUACAUCCGCGGCAUUCACCUCACUUUUCCUGGACUACUUUUUCGCCACCCGCGCAGUUCAUGUGUCGAACGCUGAUCUUGACGAUAUCUACGACGUAUCGUCCUUUUUUUGUGAGUUGGCUAUUUGUGAUUACUUCUUUGUUCCUACCCGAGCGAGCGCGAUUUCUCUUUCCGCUAUUCUGAACUCCCUGGAAGGUAUGUACGGUCCCGACAAUCGCCUAUCUCAUGCCAUAUUGGAAGCAGCUCUCGAGCUGCAGGUUUGCGGCAGCGGCCUUAUCGACUUAUCCGCCGCUCGCAACCGUCUAUGGGAGCUAUACGAGCGUAGCGAAGAAUGUGCAUUGCACAACGACAAGCCUGCGCAGGAAGAUAUUCGGCAACAUGGAAGCUGUACAUAUAUCAAGAAGCUCUCGGCAACGGCGUCGCCAGUAUCAGUCUCGAAACCGUGCCAUUCGUCCACCGACUUUUCACGUACGAGUCAUAGCUCGGCCCUACGUAACGAAAGCUGGUGAAUCUACGUACAGUGCGUGUCUAAAACGUACGCUUAGCCCAGAGCUUUGCUACUACCGCUUGAAUAUAUUUUCCCGGAAUGGGGACAACUCCGUCCGCAUAACCUAAUGUAUUCGAUGCUAUUUCUUC